Messenger RNA from Stereum hirsutum FP-91666 SS1, 4296 nucleotides. RefSeq lists its product as uncharacterized. The coding region runs from base 121 to 4020 and encodes 1299 amino acids. Gene Ontology annotation, biological process: endocytosis; vesicle transport along actin filament; actin filament organization. Gene Ontology annotation, cellular component: cytoplasm; cell tip; microvillus. The transcript has 17 exons. Lineage: Eukaryota; Fungi; Basidiomycota; Agaricomycetes; Russulales; Stereaceae. Gene Ontology annotation, molecular function: microfilament motor activity; ATP binding; actin filament binding. The record is from RefSeq and is a predicted model, not a curated record.
UCUCUUCUUCUUUCUCUGACACUUGCUGGACUCUUGUCUUGGUAUCCAAUCUCUGGUGUUUCAUAUCCAUAAUCAACCGAAUCGGUAUAUAGACUCUAGCGUAACCAGUAGUAAAUCAGCAUGGCGCCGUCCAAGAAGGCCGGCAAGAAAGCCACUGCCGCACCUAAGAAAUCUGGCCCCGCGAAAGUAGCCAAGGCGGACUGGAAGGAAGGCUUCAAGAAGAAGCAGGUCGGCGUAUCUGACAUGACCCUUCUUACCACCAUCAGCAAUGAGAGCGUGAACGAGAAUCUGCAGAAGCGAUGGACCAAUGGCGAGAUCUAUACGUAUAUCGGAGGUGUCUUGAUAUCAGUCAACCCAUUCCGAGAUCUUGGAAUAUAUACGGACGAGGUUCUGCAGAGGUACCAGGGCAAGAACAGGCUCGAAGUUCCUCCACACGUGUUUGCCAUCGCCGAAUCUGCAUACUAUAACAUGAAGGCCUACAACGAUAAUCAGUGCGUCAUCAUCUCAGGAGAGUCGGGUGCUGGCAAGACGGAGGCAGCGAAACGUAUCAUGCAAUAUGUGGCCGCGGUCUCUGGAGGACAGGACAGUAGCAUUCAGCAGAUUAAGGAUAUGGUGUUGGCGACGAAUCCGCUGCUCGAGAGUUUUGGUUGUGCGAAGACGCUUCGUAACAAUAACUCCAGUCGUCAUGGAAAGUACCUGGAAAUCAUGUUUAACGACCACGGCGAGCCUGUCGGUGCCCAAAUCACGAAUUAUCUGCUGGAGAAGGCACGAGUUGUCGGACAAGUGCAGAAUGAACGGAAUUUCCACAUAUUCUAUCAGUUCACGAAGGCUGCCUCGGACGCGCAACGCGAGGAGUUUGGUCUGCAAGGCCCUGAAGCUUACGCCUAUACCUGUGUUAGCAACUGUCUUGAUGUCGAUGGCAUAAGUGAUCCUCAUGAUUUCACGGAGACCCUUAACGCAAUGCAAGUUAUUGGUCUUAGCGAUCAUGAACAGAGCGAGAUCUUCCGCAUGCUCGCCAUCAUCCUCUGGCUAGGAAACGUGCAAUAUGAAGAGACAGACGAUGGCAACUCCGGAGUCGCGGACACAAGCAUCACUGACUUUGUCGCAUAUCUCAUGGGUGUAGACUCAGCUGUUGUUCUGAAGGCAAUGACCACCAGGGUCAUGGAGACACAGCGAGGCGGACGUCGUGGAUCGGUAUACGAUGUGCCGUUGAACCCUGCACAAGCUUCUUCGGGACGGGAUGCUCUUGCGAAGGCCAUCUAUAACAAUCUAUUCGAAUGGAUUGUCUCUAGGGUCAACGUCUCGAUGAAGCCUCGCACCGCUGUUUCGCAGGUUAUUGGUAUUUUGGAUAUCUUCGGAUUCGAGAUCUUUGAGGACAACUCCUUCGAACAGCUCUGCAUCAACUACGUCAACGAGAAGUUGCAGCAGAUCUUUAUCGAGCUCACACUGAAGAGAGAGCAGGAAGAGUACGACCGCGAGCAAAUCAAAUGGACACCAAUCAAGUAUUUCAACAACAAGAUCGUAUGCGACUUGAUCGAGGAGAAACGUCCACCGGGGAUUUUCGCGGCUCUCAACGAUGCUUGCGCCACCGCACACGCUGAUCCUACCGCCGCUGACAACAGCUUCAUGCAACGAUCUUCUGCUUUGUCAUCUAAUCCGCAUUUCGAGGCCCGUGGUUCUCAGUUCCUGGUCCGGCACUAUGCAGGAGACGUCAUGUACAAUAUUAGCGGCAUGACGGACAAGAACAAGGAUGCGUUGAUCAAGGACCUAUUGGACUUGGUCGCGGCCAGCAGCAACGAAUUCCUGCAAAAACUCUUUCCGGAUCGACCAGAUCCCAACAGCAAGAAGCGGCCACCUACCGCAGGUGACAGGAUCAAGGCGUCCGCUGGCGCUCUCGUUGAGAACCUCAUGAAAGCUCAGCCAUCGUAUAUCCGGACGAUCAAGCCGAAUCAGAACCGCAGUGGCACUGAAUACGACGAUAAAGCCGUGCUACAUCAGAUCAAGUAUCUUGGUCUUCAGGAGAAUAUCCGUGUGCGUCGUGCCGGUUUUGCCUACCGAAACACCUUCGAGAAGAUGGUGGAACGGUUUUACCUACUAUCGCCUAACACUUCCUAUGCCGGAGAAUAUACCUGGACUGGCGACGCACGGUCUGGCUGUCAGAAAAUCUUGCAGGACACGGGUAUUGCGAAGGAUGAGUGGCAGAUGGGCGUGACGAAGGCUUUUAUCAAGAAUCCGGAAACGCUAUUCGCGCUAGAAACGAUGCGGGACAGAUACUGGCACAACAUGGCCGGUCGCAUUCAGCGAGCCUUCCGCAACUAUAUGCGAUACAAGCAUGAAUGCGCUCGCCGGAUCCAGCGCUUCUGGAAGAACAACAAGGAAUCCAUCGAGUAUGCACAACGGAGAGACUACGGCCACCAAAUCUUGGCGGAUAGGAAGGAACGCAGACGUUUCAGUCUGCUCAGCUAUCGUCGUUUCAUGGGAGAUUACCUGGAUAUCAACGGGCACAGUGCUUUGGGUGACGAGUUGAGUGCGGCAUGUGGCAUUGGCUCGGAACCUGUCACUUUCAGUUCAAGAGGCCAUAUUCUUAUCUCCAAACUUGGUCGAUCAAGUAAACCGAGCCCACGUUUCUUAGUAGUGACUGCUAAAGCCUUGUAUAUCCUGGUCACCAACGCCACUAACGGCGUGACCGAGACGGUCGUGGACCGCAAGAUUGCGCUCGUCACUAUCAAGAGUAUUUCUAUGACCAAUCUUCGCGACGAUUGGAUGGUAUUCAACCUUGGACCUACUGAAGAGGGUGAUCCAAUCGUCAGUUGCUUGUUCAAGACCGAGCUUUCGGCGAAUCUGCUAUCUCUCACACAAGGGAGCAUCAAUAUCCAUAUUGCGCCGACGAUCGAAUACAUGAAGAAGAAAGGCAAGACUGCACAGAUCAAAUCGUUAAAAGACGAGACUGUUCCGAAGGGGGAUCUGUACAAGAGUCAUACUAUCCACGUCCAGUCUGGAGAACCAGCCAACAGUCGUUCACGACCACCUGCAAAGAGGAAAGCUGGUGUCGUACGGCCAAUCACUCAGGGCAAGUUGUUGAAGGCGGGUGGACCGUCGAAGCCAUCUGCUUCUCGCCCCAAACCUGCCUCUCGGCCACUACCUGGCAAGUCUACACCGGCAGCAGUACCCAAAGCUCCUGUAUCCGUAGCAUCCUCCAGCCACGCGCCGCCUGGCGGCUCCCGUGCACCACCAGCACCACCGCCCCCUCCCAGCCGUGCUCCUGCGCCGCCUCCGCCCCCCGAAGAGCCAGACGUCGAAAAAUACAAAGCCAAAUUCGCAUUCGACGGCCAGGAAGGUGAAAUGACGUUGGCGAAGGACGAUGUGGUAGAGUUGGUAGAGAAGGACGACAACGGCUGGUGGUUGGUCAAGAAGGAUGGAAGCGAAGGAUGGGCCCCGAGUAACUACCUCGUCCUCAUCCCAGCGAAACCGAAGCCUGCGGCGGCCCCUCCGCCUCCACCACCACCGCCACCCGCAAGUCGUCCGGUGCCCUCCGCGCCGGGUGCACCCAAACCCGCAGCCAAACCAACUCCCAACGUCAUGAAGCCCGUACAAUCCGUCGCCGCCAGCGCCAAUGCCAAACCAGUCUCUGUCUUCCCUGGCAUGGUGGCAGCUAACGGAUCGGCCACUCCAUGGAAGAAGGCCGCCACUCCAGACGGCUCGAACGGUAAUUCGCCUGCGGGCUCCCGACCAAACAGCUCGCUGGCUGGCGGAAAACCGCCGCCACCGCCACCUGUGGCCGCGAAACCUAAGCCUGCCCCACCACCUCCUGUGGCUUCGAAGCCGGGAACACCGAAACCUGGGGGUGGAAAACCUCCCAUUCCUUCUGCUCCUAGGCCUGGGGGCGCCCCUGCAGCGCCACCACGCCCAGGUGGAGGCGCUCCGAAGCCGAGUGGGGGUGGAGGAGGAGGUGCGCCGGGACAGAUGGAUUUGGCAGCAGCUUUGGCGAGACGUGCGCAGCGUAUAGCGGACAAUGAGUGAGAGUGGCUAUGGACUUGGAUUUGUUUACGGUGCAAGAUACCUCUGGGUACGGCGGAUGAAGUGUUUUCUAAUUCCCGCUAGAUGAUGUAGCUUGUAUCAUAAUCACACGAGACGUAGAGAAGAAUUGAUUACUCUAUAUCCUAGAUGAGGAGUUUGGGUAGCGAAAGAUGUGUCGACCGAUUCACUAAACCGUCCCAAGUACUUACUGCCGAUUGUAAACUGCUUCACUACAACACUUCUGAUACGUGAGACGAUACCUGCCUAAUUAUCGAAUGC